Messenger RNA from Camelina sativa (false flax), 2971 nucleotides. The record is from RefSeq and is a predicted model, not a curated record. Lineage: Eukaryota; Viridiplantae; Streptophyta; Magnoliopsida; Brassicales; Brassicaceae.
AAAACGAAGGAAAAAAAAAAAAAAAAAAAGGAGCCUUUUCGAAAUCAAAUGCUUUGAUCCGACUCGUUAAUGGCGACUCAGAUCUGAAGAUAAUCUCGUCCUCAUUUCUGGUGGGAAAAUCUAAAGCUUUUCGAUUUUUGGAGGAGGAGAAAAAAUUAAAGGAACCCAAAUGGAUGAUUUCACAGGAUUGUUAGCGAGAGACUUCGGGUUGAAACCACAGGGCAAAUCAGCUCCGAUGGCUCCUCAAUCGAACUCUUCUGCCGCUGAUUUCAACAGUUUCGCUUCUUCCUAUAGCUUCGCCAACGCCGCCGGGAAAAAGUCCGAUCCUUCGCCGGUGUUUGACGAUCUUGGCCGCGAUGGUGAUGAUCUUCUCUUCAAAGAUGUGUUUAGCGGUCCAACACCAAAGUACGGAUCCUCUUCUGGUGAUUCUCGUUCUCCAUCUGCACCGGCCUUUGACUAUGAUGCUAUGUUUAAGGAACCCAAAUCCAAAUCAGCGUCCGUGCCGGUCUAUGACAAGCCUGUCUACGAUGAUGAGGAUGUGUUUGAGUCUAUUCCUGAGCUCCAAAUCCCUUCCACUUCUUCCCACUCAGCUAGGUUUGAGAACGUUUUCUCUUCCAUCUCCACCUCACCUGCAAAGCACAGGAAACAGAACAGUUCUCCCUUCGAUGAUCUCAUGGGCACCAAUUUGGGGAAAACUGAGACAGACAGUGACCGAGAGAACAAGGGUAGCUCCGUUUUUGAUGAUUUGAUUCCCGGCUUUGGUCGCACUAUUGACCCCCUCGAUAGUCUUGGAAAAUCAGGCCCAGAUAUGAAUAGUAGAAGCCAGAGUCAUUUAAAACAACCAGGAAACAUCAGUGGCUCCCAGUCACCUGUAGAAAGUUCUAGGAGUUACCAUUCUAAGAAAGCUUCAUUUGACGAUGUUUUAGAGCCACAAAAUACGAGUGCUCCACCACCUACCAGUACAGAAGGAAGUUUUGAGUCAUCUGAUGAUGUGUGGCUUACUGUAUCUGAGAUCCCUCUCUUUACGGAACCUACUAGUGCUCCGCCACCUGCGAGACCUCCACCACCAAGACCUACACGUCCUGUAAAAAAGAAGGUCAACGAGCCUUCUAUAUCGAGCUCUACUAACCACCACUCUUAUGUUCCUAGUUCAGCUAGAGCUUCUGUAAAUAGCCCAACAGCAUCUCAAAUGGAUGAACUUGAUGAUUUUUCUAUGGGCAGAAAGCAGACCGCUGCGAAUGGACACCCUGAACCUACCUUUGGUGAAGAUUCUGAUGUUUUCUCUGCUGCUGUUGCAUCAGCUGCUGCCAUGAAGGAUGCCAUGGAUAAAGCAGAAGCGAAGUUUAGACAUGCUAAGGAAAGGAGAGAGAAAGAAAAUUUGAAGGCAAGUAGAAGUAGAGAAGGAGAUCACAUGGAGAAUCAUGAUUCUCGGGAAAGGGAACUUAGAGAAAAGCAAGUGAGAUUGGAGCGUGAAAGGGCAGAGAGGGAGGCAGAGAUGGAAAAAGCCCAGGAUAAGGAGAGAGAGGAUAGAGAAAGAGAGCAGAAAAGAAUUGAGCGAGAAAGGGAAAGACUAUUGGCAAGACAAGCCGUAGAGAGGGCUACAAGGGAAGCACGUGAAAGAGCAGCCGCUGAAGCUCAUGCGAAAGUUCAGAGAGCUGCUGUUGGGAAGGCUUCCGAUGCCCGAGAGCGUGCAGAAAGAGCAGCGGUUCAAAGAGCCCAUGCUGAAGCACGUGAAAGGGCAGCUGCAGGGGCACGAGAAAAGGCUGAGAAAGCUGCAGCAGAAGCUAGAGAAAGGGCGAAUGCUGAAGCGCGGGAGAAGGAAGCAAGGGUUAGGGCAGAACGAGCUGCUGUGGAAAGGGCAGCUGCUGAGGCACGUGGAAGGGCAGCUGCCCAAGCUAAAGCUAAGCAGCAGCAAGAAAAUAACAAUGAUCUUGACUCCUUCUUUAACUCGGUUUCUAGACCAAACAGUGCUCCACGACAGAGAACCAACCCUUUGGAUCCUUUCCAGGAUUCAUGGAACAAAGGAGGAUCUUUCGAAUCUAGCAGGCCAUCUUCGCAAGUGCCCUCUAGAGCAACAGAGAACUUGAGAAAGACCUCUUCAUCAACAAACAUUGUUGAUGAUCUCAGUUCAAUAUUUGGAGCUCCAGCUUCCCAGUCUGGUGGUUUUCAAGAUGUGGAUGGAGAAACUGAAGAGAGACGACGUGCCAGGCUGGAACGCCACCAGAGGACACAGGAGCGGGCUGCGAAAGCACUUGCUGAGAAAAAUGAACGUGAUCUUCAAGUACAAAGAGAACAAGUUGAGAAAGAUAGGAUUGGGGUGACCCUGGAUGUUGAGAUAAAACGUUGGGGUGCGGGGAAGGAGGGAAACUUGCGUGCUUUGCUUUCGACAUUACAAUAUGUUCUUUGGCCAGAAUGCGGAUGGCAGCCUGUUUCAUUGACCGAUUUAAUUACGGCUGCAUCUGUCAAGAAAGUUUACAGGAAGGCCACUCUNUGUAUACACCCUGACAAAGUUCAACAAAAAGGUGCCAAUCUCCAGCAGAAAUACAUUGCCGAGAAAGUUUUUGACAUGCUCAAGGAAGCAUGGAACAAGUUUAACUCAGAAGAACUCUUCUAAAAAAACAUGGGGUUAUGUUUUGAGAGUGUUGUCUGUGUGUCGCCCAUACGAUGAAGCAUGUGCCACUUGUUAAGUAUCCAAAAAUGGUGUCCAAGUUGGAGCCAGAUAGUUGUCAAUAGAGUAUGUAUCUCCAGGAUUGAUUACCCCAUCACUGCAUCAUUAUAGACAUUGCAGCAAUUGGGCAUUCAGUUUUUGUUGUUAAUUUUUCCUCGUCAUUAUCCUUCUUGUGUCCCGUCCUUUAAGAGUACGAUGUCAAAUGUAUUGAUGUUGAUUAUUGUAUCAAAACACAAUACUUGAGAGCUGUGUAUUGUUGUUUCCAAACUAUUUAUAUAUAUGCAUAUACAUGAAUAUUCUUUA